AUGGAUCUGUUCCUGAAGGAAUCGAAAAACCAGUUGAAUAACUUGAAUCAGUAUGCGAAAGUUCAUGUUGUCAUUGGUAAUGAGUCAUGUGACUUAGAUUCCACCAUCUCAGCUAUUGUAUACGCAUGGUUUCUAUCACAGACAAAAGAGAGUACUGAAGACACUGCCUAUAUUCCUGUUUUAAAUAUUCCUCGAGAUGAAUUCCGAUUACGUACAGAGGUUACUUAUUUCCUGGAUUUUAUCGACAUCAGCGACGCAAACCUCACCUUCUUCGAUGAGAUUAAUUUACUGAAUCUGAAAGAUGAAAACAAACUGUCACUCACUUUAGUGGAUCAUAACAUUUUACAACCAAAAGAUGCAGUUCUUGAAAAGACGGUCACUGAGGUGAUAGAUCACCAUAGUAACCAACGUGGUAAUGGAGAUGAUGACUGCCAUGUGACUAUAGAGAUGGUGGGAUCUUGUGUUACCUUGGUAACAGAGAAGAUUGCGAAUCACAAUGUGGAUAUGAUCACAGAGGAAAUAGCCAUGCUACUACUAGGUACCAUUGUCCUGGACACCGUGAACUUUGACCCAGCAGCUGGUAAAACUACAAUGAAAGAUGAAAUGAUAGCUUCAUUACUUCAAGACUAUUGCCCAAAUAUGGACAAAGAUGAUCUAUUUGAUGCAUUGCAGUCAGCGAAGUGUGACAUUUCAGGUUUACUAACUGAGGAAAUUCUUCGAAAAGAUUUAAAAUGCAUUAAUAAUGAUGUCCUCAGAAUUGGAGUGAGUUCAGUUACCAUGGACCUCAAGGAAUUCCUUGCUCGACCAGAUAUGGCUUCUGAUAUGAAGAACUUUUGUGAAACACAUCAUAUUGACAUCUUGGUUGUGAUGGCAAUUAGUAUAGAUGAUGAAAUUACGAGACAAUUAGGAUUGUUUGCAUGUCGUUAUGACAACAUUAAACAGGAGAUCCUUUUUAAACUGGAAUGCUCUGUGUCACCUGAUCUAGAUUUAUCUCCCUUGACAACCAACGUUACAUCAGUCACAGCGUAUCACCAAGGAAAUGUUGCUGCCUCUCGAAAAAAGAUUUUACCAAUUUUAAAUGAGUAUUUGGAAAAUGUUGAUCCUACUGACUUCAGAGCUGAACUGGGUGUUGUUACGCCUAGUAGUGAUGUGAUGGACCUUGCUAGUGAUACGCAGUCAGUUGCUAAAACCGAUGAAUCGGGCUUGUUAGAUUUUUCUUCAUCAGCCACAACAUCGAACACCAACACACCAAUCAGCCCUGAACAGAACAUUGCCACAUUUAUGGAAGAUGAGAGUUCCAUGAAUGAAAAUUUGAAUAAUAAUACCAAUGAGGAUCCAGGGACGGAUGGACCUCCUCUACCAAUGACAAGCCCACCUAUGUAUCUACAUGGUGCUUCAAAUGAAUUCAGUGAUUUAGAUCCUUUUCUUCCAGUAUCUGGUCAGUCAAACAUCUUUUCAAAUCAAGAGAGCAAUGGUGAUCCGUUUGGUUUUGAAAACACAGAAUCUUUCAAGAGCAAAGAACCUUACAUACUAACAUCCAAUGACAGAGAUCAGGAAAACAACACACCUUCUAUAAACUUACUUGACACAGUGAAUCCAGAAUAUUUAGAACGUGAUGAUACAAUGCCUGAAAGUUCAUCGCUGCCAAUAGGUAUUCCAAGACGAUCUCAAGAGAUGCCUGUCUACAACAGUCGCAGUCCAGGUGUUCCUCUGACACCUCAGAACUCCUUUGCUGACCAUAAUGAUAUUUUUAUGGAGAUAAAUGCUGAGAGACACAGACCUCUGGAUUUAAGUAAUCCUGAUAUUGCUAAUGCUGUUCAUGAACGACUACGUGAGGUUGAGGAACUGGAAGAAGAUGUAUUGAAUGACAGUGGGAGUAAUCCUGUUAAAAAUUCUCGUGAGGCUAAAAUAAUAAAUACUGUCACAGCUACAGAUAACUAUCAGCAGAUUACGCCCUAUCAAGAACUUAGCAAUGGAGAAGACAGAGUUAAGUUUGCAAGGAGAGAUCCUGCUAUUGCUUGCACCAAUGUAGUGGCACAGACACUUUCAUCUGAGAUGCUGACAUCUAGUGCAUCUGAUGUUGCAUUCUCCACAAGAAAGGUUGCAGAAGAUACCAGGAACAAUAUAGUUGCCAACAGGUUGGCUAAGAAUAUAUUAGAUGACAGCACUUCUAGUGUAGUUGAUGAUAUGGUGGUGGACUUUACAAACUGUAGAGACUUGAUGGUUAAUGAUAACCAGAAUAUUGUUUCCCACAUGCUUGCCAAGGACAUGCAGAGCACAGUUGACUUUACGAUGCGAAACAAUGCAUUUAGUGCAAUUGGACAGGAUCAAAAUGUCGUUGGUCAAAUGCUUGCCUCGGACAUGGUUAAUAGCGAUGAAGUUCAGUUUGUUAUGCGAGAUGGUGCAUUGGAAAAUGCAGGCCAAGCGCAAAAUGUUGUAGCUCAUAUGAUAGCUGGAAACAUGGAGGAACAGAUUGAAAAUAAUAACGAGGAUAUCGUGUUUGUAAAAAGAAACUUGGAUAAUAUUGAUAGUAACAUUGUGGCUAACUUGCUCGCUGCAGAAAUGCAUAACUUAGAAACAGAAGGUGUAAUGGGAAAUGCCAUGGACCAUGCUAAUGGAGAUGUUUCAGAUAAUGCAACAGAACAUGAGAUAGAGAAUGAUGCUGUUUUUGGAAAAUCAAUUCCAAAUGAAUUACCCAGUGACAAUGUCGUAGGCAAAUUGCAAGCAGAAGUGUCAAGUGAUAAGCUUGAUGAUGAUAUCACAUUCAGAAAGAAGGAUUAUUCUCGUAUGGACAAAUCAACAGCUAGAACAGGGAACAUUGUUGCAUAUAUGUUAGCGUACACGUCUAUGGAUGAAACGGGUGACUGGAACAAAAACAAUGAACAUGAUGAUGAUGGCGAUGAUACCAUGAAAGCUUCAAUGUGUGAUGUUCCUCUUGAUCCAUUCAUGCCUUAUGGAGAACAAAGGAGAAACAGCAUUGACCCACAAGAUGCUGACAACCAUGAGUGUGAACUAGAUAGGAGGAUGGGAAGUCCAUCAACAGAGACCGAAUCGCAGUCGGAAUCACAGACCAGCGGCGACGAACUCUCCUCUACGAGUGGGUCAUUCAGUUGCGCUGAGAUGCCCUCGCCUGUACAUCAUCCUAUAUCUCGGAUAGUGGAGGAACCCGAGAGUAGUGAGAACGAGGAUGUAACCAUGGCAACGAGAGGCGUCAUCGAGAGUGACAUCAUGGGGAAUGAUCGAGAGAGAAUGAAUGAUGAACUUUUUUCAGUAAAAAGACACGAAAUGGUUGAGAUGAUGCCAGAAGUAUCAGAGGAUAAGGCCAAGAAUACUGUGGUUGAUAGUCCGAUGCAAAAUGAUGAGGAUGCUGCGAAUGUGGGUCAGGGAUCAGAGCUCAAAGAUGAGCUUUAUAGCCCAAUGAUUGGUGAGGAUGAAAACAUAGGGUUUGUUUCAAGCAUCUUAAUUGAGCAGAGACUCGCCAAAGCUUCACCACGGAAAUUGAAGCGAUCCCCGGAAUCUGUUGAAAUGAUGUCCAAUGUGAAUUUGAAGGAGGAAUGGCAAGAUGACGAUGAGAUAUUAAAACAUCAGGCAUCCAUUGGAGAGGAUUGGGUAGAUGAAGUGAUAGAUAUAGAUCCAUCAAUUGCUGUACCACCUAUGGAAGGUGAUCACCCCAGACCAGGAUCUUUAGACUUAGGUGCUGUUCCAAAGGUGAAGAAGAAAGUUGGCAAACCUGCUGAAUUGACAUUUGAAGACAAUGAUGACCUGUCAAGUCAGAGCAGCAGUCUGGAUCUUGAAAGAAUUGAUGGCUUAGCUACCCCUGAUAUACAUACACCAAGUCUGAGAGAUAUAGAUAGUAUACUAAUGACUAGUGGUGAAAUGGAAUGGGAAGAUGACACUCCGUUAUCUAAAGCAACAUCGGCAGAAAAGAUCCCAGAAUACACUGCACAGGAAGAGCUAAGGGACAGCAGAAGUUGGCGAUUGGUGGAGAUUGGAAGCCAGAAUUAUUCCAUCGAUAUGAAGAUUAUCAAUCCAUAUAAGAAAGUAUUGUCCCAUGGAGGUUACUAUGGCGAUGGUUUGAAUGCUAUUAUAGUGUUUGCUGCUUGUUAUUUACCGGACAGAGGUAGAAAGGACUAUAAUUAUGUCAUGGAUAAUUUAUUUUUUUCCAAGUUUUUUCGUAAGCUACGUGUUGUAAUGAGUCUUGCAGAGUUGAAACAGAUGAUUCCAACUGAAUAUGUGUAUAUUCCAGAUGAAGUCAAAAAGUUUGACGAUAAGAAAAACAAGAAAAAGGUAUCAAUGUUAUCAUUUUUGCUUGACUGUAGUUAA
Molecule: messenger RNA, 4323 nt
Organism: Saccoglossus kowalevskii
Lineage: Eukaryota; Metazoa; Hemichordata; Enteropneusta; Harrimaniidae
Cellular component (GO): cytoplasm
Molecular function (GO): exopolyphosphatase activity
Source: RefSeq, a predicted model, not a curated record